GGCAAAAUUUUAAGUCUGGAUUUGACUCUGCAUUGUCCAUUUCAUGGACUGUCAAGAUGUUUAAAGAAACUGCUGUUAUUCUGCUUUUACAUACAUCUUUAAUCUGCUCGGCUCAGUCAGAUGGGAAUUUGUUGAUCUACAAUGCUCAUAAGAACAGAUGCCUGGGGAACAACCUGCAAGAACUAGAGGUGUGUGACCUCAGGAACCCGAGACAACAGUUCCGCUGGACUUCAGCGAACCGCAUCUUCAAUGUUGCUGAGAAGAAAUGCCUCGGCACAGAGAACAUGACUGAGGGUAGUAAACUACAGUGGUACACCUGUGAUGCCGACAGUGACCUUCAGAAGUGGGAGUGUGAGAACAACUCACUGUUUGGAUUGAAGAACGAGACUCUGUACUUAUCUAUUCAGGAUAAUUCUAAUUCACCAAUAGUGUCUAGUGAACUAGGAGAGAAGAGCAAGUGGACACUUCAUGGAACAACGGACAGCGUUUGCUCUCGUGCAUAUGAAGAAAUCUACACUCUUAAAGGAAGAGCUUAUGGACUCCCAUGCCAUUUUCCGUUUUUUUAUAAUAACACCUGGUACACAGACUGUACAACUGCUGGCCACUCCUCCAACCUAUCAUGGUGUUCAAUUGAAAGAGAUUAUGAACCAAACCAGCUCUGGGGUUACUGCCCAACUCAACAAAUAGUUCAACAGUUCUGGAGGAAGAGCCCAGUGACAGACGUUUAUUACCAGGUGAAUGAAGAUUCUGUGUUGACCUGGUAUCAGGCCAGGAAGAGCUGUCAGCAGCAGGGGGGAGAUCUGCUGAGCAUCACUGAGCCCCAUGAGCAGACCUUCAUAUCAGGGUGGAUUCCGAUGGUAGGUCCAGUCUUGUGGACAGGACUGAACAGUUUAGAUGCAUCCAGUGGAUGGCGAUGGGCCAACGGACAACCUUUACGCUAUCUGAAAUGGAUGAGUGGACAACCAUCUUCUCUACCAGGCCACAGCUGUGGAGUGCUAAGUCAGCUUUAUGGCUCUGGAUGGUCCACUGAUGUUUGCUCUGAGAAGCAUGGAUAUAUCUGCCAAAGAGGCCUCCCUACCCCCACUGUUCCACCAGUUGUGAACACAGGUUCUUGCUACAGUCCGUGGAUCCCUUACUCAGGACACUGCUACUUACUCAGUCGCACAAAGAGAACAUGGCUGGAGGCGAGAGAUGCCUGUCGACGUGAAGGUGGAGAUCUGCUGAGCAUUCUCAAUGUAGAAGAACAAAGCUUCACCAUCUCACAACUGGGAUACGCAAAGACAGAUGAACUGUGGAUCGGUUUUUAUUACCUCAAGACUUCGAUGCUGUUUGAAUGGAGUGACCAAUCCAAUGUCCAGUUUACCUUGUGGGACGUGAAUGAACCGAGCUAUAAUGCUGCCAUUAAAGAAGACUGUGUGCUAAUGAGAGGAGAGGAGGGCAAGUGGACUAAUCAGAUCUGUGAUGACAGUUAUGGAUACAUCUGUAAGAAAAAAGCAAAUCCAUCCUCUAGGGACGGUUUUGUCACAGGCCCAGGCUGCAAACCUGGUUGGGUCAGGUACGGCUAUUACUGCUAUCUAGCUGGAUCAGAGACUAAGACCUUUGAAGAAGCCAAACAGAUGUGUGAGAAAACUGGAUCAUAUUUAGCAGACAUUACAAACAGAUAUGAAAAUGCAUUCCUGGUCAGUCUAAUUGGGGCAAGACCAGAGAAGCACUUCUGGAUCGGUCUGUCUAAUGCGAAGAUUCGACACAUUUUUCAGUGGACGAACACCAAGAAGGUUCCAUUUACUCACUUCAACGCUGGAUUGCCAGGAAGAAGGCAAGGUUGUGUUGCCAUGACCACUGGAAUACUCGCUGGAUUAUGGGAUGUGUUGAGCUGUACUAAUGCAGAGAAAUACAUCUGCAAGCAGAAAGCUGAAGGUGUCAUCACAACUCCAGCCCCUCCAACCACUCCUGCUUUCACCUGCAAGAAAGGCUGGAAUCCCCUAGCAGAUAGAGAUAUUUGUUUUAAGCUGUUCCAGACAGAACCUAGUAAAAGGAAGACGUGGUCUGAGGCCCUGGACUUCUGCCGGGAACUUGGGGGGGAUCUGCUCAGCAUCCACAGUGCUGAAUUUACAAAUAGCCAUUUACAAAAAAGUCAGGCAUGGAUUGGCUACAGUAUCCAGGACCCCUCUGCUGGUUACACAUGGAGUGACGGUUCCUCUUCCUCCUAUGAAAACUGGGACAUUGGAGAACCAACCAAUCUACACAAUGCAGAGAAAUGUGCUGUAGUGAGUUUUUUGCUUAGGACAGGAGUAUGGAUGGACAAGCAGUGUUCUGAUAGACAAGACUGGUUUUGCGAGAUCCGAAAAGGUGUGACUCCAAAGGAAGUAAACAUCACAAGUAAAACAUAUAAUAAAACAGAUGAUGGAUGGAUCAUAUUCAAGGAUCAUCAGUAUUACAUCUAUAAUGGUCUUUAUGUCCCUAUGGUGGAUGGACAGAGCUUCUGCAGGCAAAGACAUGGUGAUCUUGUGUCCAUUAAUGAUGAGGAAGAGCGGGCGUUUCUGUGGCAUCAGUCUCUGCAACAACGGGCAGAUUUUUAUAUUGGGAUGUACAUUGACCUGGACAUGUCUCUUUCGUGGAUGGAUGGAUCGCCAGUGGUGUUCCAGGCAUGGGCAGAAAAUCAGCCGGCCUUCCACUUAGGUGUGGAGAGCUGUGUACGAAUGUCUUGGUCUCAUGGGCUUUGGGAAAGUGUGAACUGUGGUAUUGUGGAGAAAUCAUUUAUCUGUAAACGAAAUGGAUCUGUACCAGCUCAUGCCACUGUUGCUCCCACUGAGCCCCCCAUAGGAGGCUGCCCUCCGGACUGGGUGAAGUUUCAAGAAAAGUGUUUUAAGAUAGGACUGGACCUGAAAACAUGGAAUGAAGCCAGAUCAUACUGUUGGACUAUUGGAGGAAGCCUGGCCUCAGUUAAAAACAGACUCCAUCAAGCCUUUUUGACCCUGAUGAUAACUGAUGGAACACCAGAUUUGUGGCUUGGCUUCAGUACUACACCGGGCAGAAGAUGGGAGGCUCUAUGGAUUGAUGGAAGUCCUUUCCGAUACUCAGCCUGGGUCUCCUCCCACACUGCAGACAAUUGUCUGGCAAUGGCAGGAUUCCAAAAUCCUUUAUUGGGAAAGUGGGUGCCAAAAAACUGCAUGCACACCAGUGGUUAUAUCUGCAAUCGUGCUACGAAUCACUCGAUCAUCCCUAGGCCCACAGAGGUGCCCAGAACUUUCAUCAAGCUUGGAAAUUCUUCUUACAUGCUCGUCCAAACCAACAUGACCUGGAAAGAAGCUCAGAGUCACUGUCAGUCUGUGGGAGCAAACCUGGCCAGCAUUCGGGACGUCUUUGCCCAGUACCACAUUGAGCUACAGGCAGACAAACUUAAACAACCCAUAUGGGUUGGGCUGAACAGCAUGAAGAUACAUGGAUACUACCUGUGGAUUGAUAACUGGCAUCUAAGUAUGGAGAGAUGGGCCCCUAAUGAACCAAAAAGUGACCACCCCUGUGUUUAUGUGGACGUAGAUGGAAUGUGGAAAACUGCCCAGUGCAAUCAAACCUACUACAGCUUGUGUAAGAAUUCAACAGAUAUGGCUCCACCUCCACCAACUCAGUACCCAGGUGUGUGCCCUAAACCGAGCAUUGCUAAUCCGAGAAUGAUAUGGCUGCCGUAUCGAGGCCACUGUUACGCAUUCACAUCCAGUGCAGAAUCCUGGUUCACAGCGUCUAAUCUCUGUAAGAUAAGAGGAGGUGAACUCGUCAGCAUUGUGGAUUCAAUGGAGGCCGAGUUCAUAGCGAACAAUGCCAGGUUACGGAAGGAUAACUCCAACUAUUUCUGGAUAGGCCUUUACAAGACCCGCAUAGGACACUGGAUGUGGACAGACAACAGGGUUCUGGAUUACGUUAACUGGAGUAAAUCUGAAGAGGAACCUCCAGAACGUCACUCUGUAUAUAGAUUUAGCCCAGAAAACGCAAAAAACUGUGCAGUGAUUUCCUCCAGCACUGCAGAGUGGGAAAGGCGUGACUGUAAACGGGGUUUUCACGCUUAUGUCUGCAAAACAGCCAAAGUUGUAAUGCCGACAACAGAGCCGACAACUACAGUUUUUACAGGUACUGUUGGAACUCGCAGGUCGUUCAGUGGUGCAUCAGUGGUCGUACUGAUUUUAGUGAUGUUCGUUUUGGCUGGAUUGGUUUAUGGCUUCAUCAGAACCUCCAGAAAACAGGCUUCCAUGUCUGAGAACUCAAUGCAGAGCACCAGAGCAGGUUUUGUUGUAGAGGAUGAGGACACCAUGGGACUGUUUAGUCAAACAGAUGAUAACGAGGAAGACCCUACUUUGUAAUUUGCGAAUAUUUGGAAUUAUAUUGUGUCUUUACAUGUUUUCACGAUUCUGCUUCAUGAUCUAAUCCUUACAUUUAAUUGUUAAAAAUGAUCUGCUCGGCUUCAGUUGAUUAUUUUCCACAUAAUGGAUCAGGUUUGAAUGAACAAAAUGAUUUGAAGUUCAUCAGUGAUAUUGCUAAAUAAAAUGGAAUUUAAAUACUG
Messenger RNA from Astyanax mexicanus (Mexican tetra), 4555 nucleotides. Its product is annotated as macrophage mannose receptor 1. Lineage: Eukaryota; Metazoa; Chordata; Actinopteri; Characiformes; Acestrorhamphidae. Gene Ontology annotation, molecular function: signaling receptor activity. Bases 57 to 4355 code for a protein of 1432 amino acids. The record is from RefSeq and is a predicted model, not a curated record. The transcript is spliced from 30 exons.